AGUCGAAGACGUCACUAAUCAUUUUCAUAAUAUAUAGGAAAAAAGGACCCUGCUUCAGUUUCAUCUACCUAGAGCUUACCCUGAAGAAAGAGAGGCCAAAAACCCCAAAUAGGAUUAUAGAAAGAUCACCACUACCAUUCACAGAUCAGCCAUGGGAGUUGGAGAAGGAGAAGGAGAAGGAGAGUGGGUGGUGAGGAAACCCAGUCGCAGCGACGAAGUGGUGGAAGCAGAGGAGCAAUUGAGGAUCGCCAGUAAGAUCAAAGAUCAUUUCGACUCCAUGGCACCCAAGCGACCCAUCAAGCCCAACCGCAGCGAACCUGAUUCUUCUUCUUCCUUUUCUACUGUGUCGUCCUUGGAUGAAGAAAACGUUCCUGAAUACCACAAGUUCCUAUCCCUUAAAUCACAACAAUCUGAUCCAAUCUUUUCAGAAGGAUCAUCGUCUGUGCAAGAGGAGUUUGUGGAGACCCCUUACUACAAGGAUUUGAUAUCGAUUGACAAGCAACAUCACACGACAGGGAGUGGGUUUAUAAGGGUGGGAGAAAGCUUCGGAGAUGGAUAUGGUUUAGAGUUGAACAGGGGUGGUCGUGACCAUGUGCGAGCAGGAGAGACGGUGGCUUUCAGAAGCAAUCCAGCAACAAACGAUUGGAUUCCUAGCACCGAAGAAGCGGGCGAGGCCAAUUUCGUCUCUUCCAAACCCAAUCGGAGCGAGAAUUCAUUGGAUGGCUGAACCUUGCAGUCCUGCAUCUUCAUCGUCGACACGAGAGAGAGAGAGAUACUAUUGUGUUCUCUUGGAAACUUAGUCAUGGUUUUCGCCACUGGAAUUUUCUUUUUCUUUUUUGUUUUGUUUUUGAUGGUGGGAUAAACGGAUAAUCCAUGUACUGAUUCUAGCCAGAUCCAUGCAUUAACGUUUUAGGUAUUGGCAAUGGUGUUAAUUCAAUCUUUUUAAUUGAGUA
Macadamia integrifolia is the source of this 953-nucleotide messenger RNA. RefSeq lists its product as uncharacterized. Lineage: Eukaryota; Viridiplantae; Streptophyta; Magnoliopsida; Proteales; Proteaceae. The transcript has 4 exons. The coding region runs from base 152 to 727 and encodes 191 amino acids. The record is from RefSeq and is a predicted model, not a curated record.